UUUUGUCAGUUUGUCUGUUUGAACAGAGCUCUUAAUUCAUAUUUAGUUCUUUGUUGCUCUUACUGAGAUUUGUAAAUUGUAAUCACAAUCAAAGCUCGUAAUUUGCUUCGUGUUUGAGUGACUACUUGGGCAGAACUUGGUUAGGGUUUAUUUUGGAGCAUGAAUUGCCACCAUUUUGUUCUGGUACACGGGGGCGGCCAUGGAGCUUGGUGUUGGUACAAGGUUGUUACGCUGCUUAGAUCCGGAGGUCACACAGCAACUGCGCUCGACUUGGCAAGCUGUGGGAGGGACCCUCGGAGAGUGGAAGAAAUUCCAGCAAUUGAGGACUAUGUCGAACCUUUAUUUCAGUUCAUGGAAGGUCUCCCUGCCGGCGAGAAAGUCGUACUGGUUGGUCACAGCAGGGGCGGCAUCGACAUUUCCAUGGCCACAGAAAGGUUCCCGGAAAAAGUUGCUGUAGCUGUUUUUGUUACUGCCUCCAUGCCCAGUCCUAGUCUUGACGUCUCGACUAUCACCAAGAAGUUCAGAGAGCAAUUCGGUCCUCCGAUGGACAAUGAGUUCACUUCCGGACAAGGGAUCGAUGGUCGACCUCUUUCAAUUGCUCGGCCCGGCCCGGAGUUCAUGGCUUCGAUGAUGUACAACCUUUCGCCCCCGGAGGAUUUGACACUCGCAAGACUACUAGUGAGACCGGCGCCACAUUACGAGGAAAUUCUUAGUCCUUCGACAAAGACUGCUCUUACAGACGAGAAUUAUGGCCGUGUCCGAAGAGCGUACAUUGUUUGUCCUGAGGAUAAGGUGAUGAAGGAAGAGAUACAGAGGUGGUUGAUCGAAGAGAAUCCGCCGGACGAGGUAAGAGUGAUAGACGGCUCCGAUCAUAUGGUGAUGAUGUCGAAGCCGGAGGAGCUGUCCUCUUUCUUGAUGGAAAUUGCCGCCAAAUAUUGCCACAAUUUGAACGUAUAGAGCGUAUACAUUUAAACUGUGAUUGAACGUUAUGUUAUGAGGAACAAAAUAAUCUAUUUUUAUAGAAAAUUACAACAUAUCAAAGAGAUUAAAAGUAA
Andrographis paniculata is the source of this 1055-nucleotide messenger RNA. Its product is annotated as methyl jasmonate esterase 1-like. The coding region runs from base 160 to 957 and encodes 265 amino acids. The transcript has 4 exons. Gene Ontology annotation, biological process: salicylic acid metabolic process; jasmonic acid metabolic process. The record is from RefSeq and is a predicted model, not a curated record. NCBI's taxonomy places the organism in Eukaryota, Viridiplantae, Streptophyta, Magnoliopsida, Lamiales, Acanthaceae. Gene Ontology annotation, molecular function: methyl jasmonate esterase activity; methyl indole-3-acetate esterase activity; methyl salicylate esterase activity.